CAAUGUUUUGAAACUGUGAAAGCUGGAAUUAAAAGUCUGGCUUUGGCACCUUCAUUAAAACCAAAAUCUAAUUUGUGCAUUGAGAGCAUGCCAUCAGAAAUGCUGAUAAAGAUAUUUUCCUAUUUGGAUGCUGUGUCCCUAUUGUCUGUUGGUUGUGUAAAUAGGCAAUUCUAUCAUCUGGCCAAUGACAAUGGAAUCUGGCUGAAAAUCUAUUCCAGUUGUUUUCAACCAAAAAGGACAAUCUGGAAAAUGAAACAUGAACAAACUGAAAUUGUUUCCUUGGGCUGUGCUGGUCUUCUUGAUAGAGAGCCUGGAUACUGGAAGAAAAAAUACAUCUUCAAGCAAAUAGCUGCUGUCAAAACUAGAGUAAUGCAGCUUGUUAAGCGUGUAGAUCCUUAUACAGGUCUCCCAUGUAAAAACAAAGAAGCUAUGAAAGCCUAUGGCUUGAGCUGGAUAAUUGUUCUAGAGGACAAAAGUGGAAAAGAACAUGUAAUGGAGAAGAGAAGCCUAUCAUUUAAGCAUACGUCUGUUACUAUACUUUGGUAUGGUACGAAUUGGCCAUGCUUGGAUGUCUUGUCAACACUAAAGCUAUUUGGAGUUAUGCCACUUCUUCCUGACAAAAGCAGAGCUCCAAGCAAGAAUGGACCUCGUCGACGUUGCUUAAUUGCUGAAUACCAUCUUGCUAACCUGACUAAAAGUGGUGUAGCAGUUGGUGCCGAUAGGCUUGUCCAGCUUUUUAGUCUGAAUCCAGGACUCUUAAUAGGACUUUGGAAGGGAAAAAAUGAAAUUGCUUUUGUUAUGGCAAGUCUUCAUUAUCAUCAGCUUCUUGAGAGAAGCACUUUGGGUUCUGCUACUGGUCCAUAUGUCUUUCCACCUAAUGAACCUGUAUUGGAUGAUAUUGACCCAGAGUAUGGACUGCAUGACUACAGUCUACAUCUCGAUAUGCACGGUGGAAGCUGUACGUAUCUGUGUGGAACAUUUAAGAGCCUCUUCUGCAGAAAAGGUGACAUUGUAAAUGGAUAUUUGAGGCUUACAGUUGUAAGUUUAAAGGACAGUAUGAAGCACUCACCUCUAAUUGGCACAGUUGGCUUAUCCUGGGAAACAGAUGUGUUUAAAGGCAAUGUAAAGGACUGCUACAUGAUGGAUGUUACUCUCUUGGAGGAAACUGGAAAGCCCUUCUGGUGUUUCAGUGCCCCAGUCAACAUGGAACUGUCUUCCAAGGGAUCCAGCCUUUAUGACUACAUGGGUCAAGUCUAUACCACAGACUAUGCAGAUUCAGAGGGUAAAGUUUGUAUUGAGUUGGAAUGGCUGGAAGAAACCAAGGAAUAUUUUAUUGUCAGUUUGGUGCUUUACAUAAGCACCAAAAAGGUAAAUAACUGGUUUGGAACAAAUUACUGA
Messenger RNA from Chaetura pelagica (chimney swift), 1398 nucleotides. RefSeq names its product F-box protein 15 (gene FBXO15). Gene Ontology annotation, molecular function: protein binding. NCBI's taxonomy places the organism in Eukaryota, Metazoa, Chordata, Aves, Apodiformes, Apodidae. Bases 88 to 1398 code for a protein of 436 amino acids. The transcript has 9 exons. The record is from RefSeq and is a predicted model, not a curated record.